ACAUCCACAGGCGCCCAAUGGCGGUUCCCCUGUAGACUGGACACCUUGGGUGGUAUUGCGCUGAUCGUCACUUAUUCAUCUCUUGUCUGUUCUUUUGGGUUUCAACCUCACUCUUUCCUUUACUCACAUACUUUGUCUCACUCUUACCUCCAUUCUUGCAACGCGAUUGGAAACUUGGGCUGUUCUGUAAGGUUGCUGCUGUGGCAACUAUCGGCGACAGUGAUGCGCAGUCAGCUGAGCCUUCCUGUUGGACCUAUGUCAAGGCAAGCAAGGCAAGUAAUCUCUUGAAAGUUUCUGUGGCACUGCUGUUUUCAAUCUAAGUCUUUCGACUAUGUUUGAAACGAAUUAAGAGGACAAGGACUAGUGUGUAAUAAGCUUUGCUGAUUGAAAAAUCAAAUCCAAGAAUGGCUAAAACCGACGAUGGAGAGUUUCAAAGAGUCAAUGGAUUUGAAAGGCCGUUUGAUACUCUGCAACUACUUUCAUGGAUCAUGUUUUCAUUUAUGGUUUUCUCGUUUUUCCUGGUUGUGAUGCCUUUGGAGGAAGAUAAAUCACGUUUGAUAGCAAUUACUAUUGUUUAUGCUUUAUUGCUACUUGCUGUUGUCUUAUUAGCUGCCAGAACAUCUGCUCUCAAUCCCGUGGACAGAACUAUUGAUGAGAAGCUACAAGCAACGCCAAGAGACGUUCCAACGGGAGAUUUGCUCUAUUGCAGUUACUGCAAGUGCAAGGUUCACAAGAGGAGCAAGCAUUGCCGACUCUGCAACAAAUGCAUAAGGAAUUUUGAUCAUCACUGCAAGUGGCUCAAUAAUUGUGUGGGGUCUGUCAACUACCCUCCUUUCUUUAUGCUGAUAUGCAUAACUUUUCUUUUCACUCUCCUUCAUUCGGUUUGGAGUUUUGUAAUUUGGAAGAGAUUGUGGGACGAAAGGAGCUCAAAAGCCUACUUUUAUGAGUCUUUGCAGUACUUCCGAGGGUCUUCGCACACUGGACUUCUCGUCUUGGUUUUCAUUUCAUUCGUUGCAGCGGCGAUUGCAUGCAUCCUGCUGCUGCAGCUGGUUCUGUUCCACAUCUAUCUCCAGUACACCGGGAUGUCUACGUACGAUUACAUUCUCAGUCGGAGGGACAAGAAGACAAGGCAAAAGAACUUACGCGAAGCCAAAAAUAAGAUCGUGCCUGUCAGCGAGAAGUCCAAUCAAAUCCCCAAGAUCCAAGAAGUCGAGGAAACUUCUUGGGAUCUCGCUGAGAUGCAAGCGGCAGAGAACCAGGCGAAGGGUUACGAGCUGCCGACGGAGAGGAACAGAGGGAGUGGGCUGGAAGGGGAAGGCAACAGACGACAAUCUCUGCCCGCGAAGUUAAGUCCGACGGUAGCCUCGGAAGAGGAAACGGCCCGAGACGAGGAGGAGAGUCAAGCUGCGUCAAAUUUGCCAAAGGAGAAGAAGCUGGGAAAGCUGCGUCCUUUGCCUGUAAAACUUGCGAACUGAUCCGAACUAAAUGUGAUUGAGGAUUAAAGUGCAUGUAAAGUAA
Molecule: messenger RNA, 1518 nt
Organism: Guillardia theta CCMP2712
Lineage: Eukaryota; Cryptophyceae; Pyrenomonadales; Geminigeraceae
Exons: 2
Coding region: 405-1475 (356 amino acids)
Biological process (GO): protein targeting to membrane; peptidyl-L-cysteine S-palmitoylation
Cellular component (GO): Golgi apparatus; endoplasmic reticulum
Molecular function (GO): protein-cysteine S-palmitoyltransferase activity
Source: RefSeq, a predicted model, not a curated record